AUGGGGGAGGACGCCGGCGAUGGCUACGGCACGCCACCGGCCGCGCUUGCGGCCAUCGUCGUCAAGGGCAAGCGCAGCAAGCGGCGCCGCGUGCACGCGGCCGCCGAGGCCGAGGUGACCGCGGUCACCACGGCCAGCGCCGCGGGAGAGGUGGCGUCGUCCUCCUCCUCGGUGGCGGACGGUGGCGGGUGGCGGUCUGGCGCGGACGAGGCGGCCUCCGGGUGCGUCACCGAGGAGGAGGAGGACAUGGCGCUCUGCCUCAUGCUCCUCGCGCGCGGCGGUGGCGGCCAGGGAAGCCGGGCCGGGCCGUCGUCCUCCUCCUCGUCGGUGGUGGUGAGGGACGACGUCGCGGUGGCCACGGCGAGGGAGGGCAAGUUCCGGAGCCGGCGCCCGGCGGACGGCGGCGAGGGGGAGUUCGUGUACGAGUGCCGGACGUGCGGCAAGUGCUUCCCGUCCUUCCAGGCGCUCGGCGGGCACCGCACCAGCCACAAGAAGCCGCGCCUCCCGCUUCCGCUCCCGCCCACCACGGCCACGACGGCGUCGUCCGAGGAGAAGAUGAAGCUGCCGCCGCAGGCCGCCGAGGAGAAGACGCCACCGCCGUCGCCGGCCGCUGCCGUUGAUCGGACGGUGCUGGCGAUCCCGGUCCCGGCGACGCCGCCCAAGCAAGAAGCUACGGCGACCGGCGUGUCGUCCAAGCAGCAGGGGCAGGGGAGGGUGCACGAGUGCUCCAUCUGCGGCGCGGAGUUCGGGUCCGGGCAGGCGCUGGGCGGGCACAUGCGGCGGCACCGCCCGCUCCUGCCGGCGUCGGCGUCCGUCUCUUCCACGGACGACGUGGCGGCGGUGCUGGUGAUCAGGAAGGAGAAGAGCCUCCUGGAGCUGGAUCUCAACAUGCCGGCGCCCUGCGACGACGCCGCGACCGCGACAUCGCCGGGCUCCUUCACGUUCGCCGUGAAGGAGCGGCCGUCUGUGCCGGCGGCGCUGCUGCCGUUCCGGGCGCCGGCGUCGGCCCUGGUGGACUGCCAUUUCUAG
Triticum turgidum subsp. durum (durum wheat) is the source of this 1029-nucleotide messenger RNA. NCBI's taxonomy places the organism in Eukaryota, Viridiplantae, Streptophyta, Magnoliopsida, Poales, Poaceae. The record is from the annotation of a GenBank genome assembly.